Messenger RNA from Nannizzia gypsea CBS 118893, 828 nucleotides. Its product is annotated as enoyl-CoA hydratase/isomerase. NCBI's taxonomy places the organism in Eukaryota, Fungi, Ascomycota, Eurotiomycetes, Onygenales, Arthrodermataceae. Bases 1 to 828 code for a protein of 275 amino acids. The record is from RefSeq and is a predicted model, not a curated record. Gene Ontology annotation, cellular component: peroxisome. Gene Ontology annotation, biological process: fatty acid beta-oxidation. The transcript has a single exon. Gene Ontology annotation, molecular function: delta(3)-delta(2)-enoyl-CoA isomerase activity; enoyl-CoA hydratase activity.
AUGGCAUCUCCAUCGUCUGCAGGGAAAACCCUUUUCACCCUCCCCAUUAAGGCCACCAGCGGCUCCGUCACCGUCACCGAGCCAGCCGAGAAGGCCUACCUGCUCACUUUCUCUUCGCCGCCAGACAACCGCCUCGUCACCGACUUCUGCCAGGCCUUUCUCCUCGCCCUCGACAUCCUCGAGGCCCGCUACCCGCACGGUGUCGUCAUCACCACCUCCGCUAUCACAAAAUUCUACAGCAACGGCCUCGACCUCGACCAUGCCUUCUCCGUGCCCGGCUACCACGUCAACUCGCUGUAUAAGCUGUUUGCGCGCCUUGUCUCAUACCCCAUGCCCACCGUUGCAUGGCUGAACGGCCACGCCUUCGCUGGCGGCCUGAUGAUGGCUAUGCACCAUGAUUACCGCGUCUUCAACCCUUCGCGAGGCUACCUCUGUCUGAACGAGCUUGACUUUGGCGCCCCGCUUAAGCCGGCCAUGCUGGGUAUUUUCGAGGCCAAGGUGUCACCUGUCACGUACCGCACAUUGAUUCUCGAAGCGAAGCGGUUUACGGCCAAGGAAGCGCUGGCGUCGGAGCUCGUAGACAAGUUGGGCGCUUGGGAGGAGGUGCUGCAGCUGGUAGAGGAGAGGAAGCUGACGAUGCGCGCGAAGACAGGCGCUUACGGCGUCUUGAAGGAGGAGAUGUAUAGAUCUGUCAUUGCGAAUUUGGAGGGCCACGAGGAGCAGGUGAAGAAGGAUGCUGCGAAUGCGGACAAACCGGCAAAGAUCAAGCAGCAGAGGGAGCAGAGGGUGGCAGCUUGGGAGAAGGAGUCUCAAAAGGCUAAAUUGUGA